Argentina anserina (silverweed cinquefoil) is the source of this 1139-nucleotide messenger RNA. Its product is annotated as SNF1-related protein kinase regulatory subunit beta-2-like. Gene Ontology annotation, molecular function: protein binding. The record is from RefSeq and is a predicted model, not a curated record. NCBI's taxonomy places the organism in Eukaryota, Viridiplantae, Streptophyta, Magnoliopsida, Rosales, Rosaceae. The transcript is spliced from 5 exons. Bases 126 to 935 code for a protein of 269 amino acids.
GCCGUCAAUUUGUUUGGACAUGAGAAACUCUGCAACACAAUACUAAAGCUGAAGAAAAUAAUGCAAACUUUCCUUGUUCAUCAGUCAAUUUUUGAUUCGGUUUCUUCUGCAAUCUGCUUACAGAGAUGGUACUAAUGGGGAAUGCCAGUGGUAGAGAGGAAGGAGAAGGCUCUUCUUCUGGAGUAAACAACUUUCAAGAGAAUGAUGAAUCCAUGGCUCACUCACCUCCCCAUAACCCCUACUUCACUUCACAAAAUCUGGGGAACACAUUAACAAGGGCGGAUGAGGCACUUCAGACUCAAACUCAUGUGUUAUUGCAAAAUACAGAAUAUAAUGAUAAUGUACAAAAUCAGAGCUUGAGGCGCAUGAAGAUCUCAUGGACUCAUGGUGGUAGGCAGGUUGCUAUCACUGGAUCAUGGGAUAAUUGGGAGACCAGGGAGCUGCUACAGGAUACAGGUAACGAAUUCAUUGUCAUAAAGUUGCUUCCAUCGGGUCUCUAUCAGUACCGCUUCAUUGUUGAUGGGUGUUGGAGGUGUGCUCCAGACUUGCCUUGGAUCUAUGAUGAUACAGGGACUGCCUACAAUGUUUUAGAUUUGCAGGAGUAUGGUUUGGAAUUGCCUCAGCGCCUGUUAAAGUUCGAAUCUUCGCCAUCCCCACCUUCAAGCUAUGAUAACAAACACUUGAGAGAAGAUGAUUUCAGUAAACCUCCACCAGAAGUACCACCACAACUACAAGUCCCAUUUUUAGACAGGCAAUCCUCCUCUUCAAAUGUUGGCGACGAGCCAUUAUCAAUGCCUUAUUAUUCACAAUUGAACCAUUUGUACAUCCAGAACCAAAUUGGUGGCGAGUCUUUCGCACUCAGUUCUACACAUAGGUUUCGUCAAAAAUUAGUUACAAUGGUGUUAUACAAGCGAUUGAACAGAGAAAAUUCAUAAUUUUUAUAUUCAUUAUGGGAACUAGAAUAUAAUGUGUAGAUUUGUAAUACGAGUAUAUCACUUGGAAUUCAUGUGAUUCAGUAGUUGAAAUGGCAGCUCAUAUAGGUCAAUCUGUAAGAGCAACAUGGUGUGCAAAAUAUACCAUGUGUACUUCAUUUUGGAUAUGAUAUUUACCGUACCCUUCUGUCAUUUCUAUUGAAUUUG